Molecule: messenger RNA, 2778 nt
Organism: Synchiropus splendidus (mandarinfish)
Lineage: Eukaryota; Metazoa; Chordata; Actinopteri; Syngnathiformes; Callionymidae
Gene: ccdc71
Product: coiled-coil domain containing 71
Exons: 2
Coding region: 137-1216 (359 amino acids)
Source: RefSeq, a predicted model, not a curated record
CGGACCGCCCCUCCGCCUCUCCCGGCUGCCUCCACCUCCGCUGGUCUAUCAUCCACACCGCUUUUGUUGCAGCCAUUUUACCGUGGAGCGUCAGCGCAGCGGCGACCGGAGGAUGCCGAGACAACCCACCUAAAGCAUGACUAACAUGGUGGACAUGGCGAAAGGUCCCCCGGUCUGCCGGCCCUCCGCAUUUGCCAAUGAGGAGCGUAGGGCUGUCCACUCUUGGUCUCGGAUCUCUUCUGCCGGACAGAAUAUACUCCUCGACGCUUUGAAGAUCCUGAGUCCAGUGUCCUGUGACCUGACAAGCACAGAGGAUCUGGUCACCUUCUUGCAGGAACUGAGCGAGGAAGGGCACAAGCCCACUGUGCUGCAGAGCAAGGACGUGUAUCGUUAUCGUUCUUCGACAAACCUUCCACUGACGGAAGAUAUGCUGAAACCUUCGAGGAACAUCCGACCCACUGCCAAGAAGAGAUCUAGGAGACCUGUGAAAAAGCGUGAGGUGCAUCCUUCGUGGAACAUGUCGGUGAAAGGGAACCCGAGGAUUCAAGGAGUUCCUCCCUCCGAACUACUGGCGGACCACAUUGAUGUUGUGCAUAAGAACGCGCCAAGUAAGACACUUGAAGUAUCGCAGGCAUUCCAGGCAAAGCCUUGUCUCCGAUUAACUAACAUCAAAGGUGUGUCUGGCUGUCACACAGCCCGCCUUCAGAUUCACACAGCAUGGCAGUCUUCGUGUGAAGCUCCGCCUGCUGUCCUCCCUCAAAAGCUGCACCCCGCCCCACCGCCAGGAAUACCUUCGCAGCCUUCCCAGAAUGGUGGUGGAGCUUCCACCAAAGCAGUGGCCUUGUUUAGCCAGAAGAGUUCGUCGUGUCCUAUCCGACUAGACGGAGCUCUCAUCGGGGAUUCGGCGCCGGCUUUCUGUGCCAACGGCCGGGCCUUCUCAGAGACUCACACCACACUCACCAGCAACGGCUGGAGAAGCAACUGCUUCCACCAGGAGGGACAAAGUUUGAAAGAACUCACCAACUCGCCUCGGUUGAGAAACGGCUGGAAAGAGAAGAAAAAUCUUCGAUCCAAGGUGGUCAAAGUGGACCACUCGCGGUCGGUGGAUGAGGCCCGAAGGAAAGCGCAAAAAAUUCUACAGGUAAACUUGUCACCUGUGAUCCAGAUCCAGCCUCUUACCCACGUGCUAGGAGACUUCAGACACCAGAACAAGUGACUGAGUUAGAUUAGCUGAAAGACUUGAGUGAAAAAUUUGAAUUUCUACAACUUUUUACACUUUCUCAGUUGUUGCCUCUCCAUGGUGUUUGAUGCUAAUACAAGAGUUGUUCCAUUGAUUCUGGGAUGUUUGCUCCAUGUUGGAGGUUGACCCAGUCUGACGUGGCUUCCAGAAGGUUUCUAAUGAUGAGAACCGUUGUGUGGUCGACUGGCACUAGGCGCAGAUAGAACCAGCACCAACCAGCCUCGUGCUUCAGGCUGAUGGGGGGUCGGGUGGGUUGCUGAUUUUGGGGUCACAGCUUCCUGUUGCAGAAGACAUUUCUCUCGUCGUUCUUCCCUGAUCACUUUUUUUGUGUUUUGAGCAGUUUGAAUUCCUCUGCCCCCUUUCCCUGUUGGGAAAGUCCAGACUUGGUCACGACACAAGAGAUUAUUUUGAAGUCUUCAGCCAAACACGUCUUAGUUGUUCCUCAUUCUAAGCUUUGAUGAGGGAAUCUUCCACCCAUUCAGGCUUAAGUUCAGAGACCAAGCCCACAUUCGAGAAAGACCUUUGAUUGUGUUUACUACAAUCCCAAUAAAAUACUCCUCUGUGCUGUUUCUAUAAGCUAGGUCCUGCACUGUGAGCAUUUGACAACUGCAUGUUCCCUAAAAUUGAGGUUAUUUGACGUACCAUGACGUUUGGGAAGCAAAUUGAGACAUGUUGACCUACUGGUGCUCAAACAUCUGGAAUUGUGUUUCUACUUCACAUCUGCGAUUCAAGCAUUUAUAAGCGGCAACUUCUAUUUAAGGUGUGCUCCUUCCCCCUGCAGGUUGGGGUGAGCAUGCCAUGCUGCCUUGUGUUUUCCAAGGAUUUUUUUCAGAACCAUCCAUUCAUUUAUGUGUGAAACAUCUUGUAUGUCAAGACAAAUUGAGUUUGAAAAUUGUACAGUUUUUAUUUACGACUUUAGACCUCCCAAAACAAGUGUGAGAAGAAUGAGACUUGAGCGCUCUGCCAUCCUAGUAGAGGUGUCGUUCAAUCGAGGUUCUAGACUAAUUUUGGCUUCAAAUGAGAGCAUUGGUCUGAGCUCCCGACCCAAACUAUGACGACAUGUUGGUCCUUGUGGUCUGCCGCUGAGUCUCUUUCAGUGACUAUGACUGGCAGCAUUUGUCUUCUGCUCAGUGAGAGGUUGAAUGUCUGAUCCUACCCAGCAAACCCCCUUUUCUGAAGCGCUUUGUUUGUCAUGUUUCUCCAACACUUGUAAAAUACUGUAUUUCAUACAUGACCUUUGAAAACAUUUUGUUCAAUAAAGUUAUUUUAAAAUGUGUUUUACACUUUUUCUAUUUGUGUGCUGAGAACAUUGAACGGCCAAGAUUGGAGGCAGGGAUUCAACCGACUGUCAAACAGUCAUGCUAGGGGUAUCCCUUCAUUGCAGAAGCCUACAGAGCCAAUCUCUCAACCACUGACCGUUCUACAGUCCAGACGGCACCACUGCACCUGCAGCUUAUAAACCGCUGUGGCUUAUGGAUGAACCAGAUCUAUUUUCCUUCUUAAAUUUAGUGGCUGUGGCUUAUAUUCUGGUGCACUCU